Bombyx mori (domestic silkworm) is the source of this 1256-nucleotide messenger RNA. RefSeq names its product homologous-pairing protein 2 homolog. Gene Ontology annotation, biological process: meiotic joint molecule formation; meiotic strand invasion involved in reciprocal meiotic recombination; homologous chromosome pairing at meiosis. Gene Ontology annotation, molecular function: double-stranded DNA binding; recombinase activator activity. Bases 577 to 1221 code for a protein of 214 amino acids. NCBI's taxonomy places the organism in Eukaryota, Metazoa, Arthropoda, Insecta, Lepidoptera, Bombycidae. The record is from RefSeq and is a predicted model, not a curated record. Gene Ontology annotation, cellular component: condensed nuclear chromosome; DNA recombinase auxiliary factor complex. The transcript is spliced from 4 exons.
ACAGGGUUUAAGUAUUGGAAAUUCCCGAAUGAUGGCAGGUACAAGUGUUGGUGAUUUUUAAUAAGUAAUAAAACCGAUCGGAAAUUUUGUUUGUUUGUUUUAUACGCAAUUUAACAAAAAUGUAUAAUGUAUCGUCCUGUUUUCGAAAUUCGACCAUAAUGACUCAUAUCUCACGGUUUAUGUUCGUUUUAUCCAUUGCUAUUUCUCAUUUUUGUUUUUAUUGUCACUUUUAAAGGUAGAAAAAGUCGUUACUGCCAAAAAAAUUGGUAACACUAAAGUCCGUCAGUUAUGCUACCAAACAAAAAAACCGAAUUUAAACUGACGAUAAAGAGAUAUUGAACAAUUUUGUCUUAGUCCAUAGAUUGGAAGCCACUUUUACAUUACAUUGCAUUUUCAAGAAAUGCAAACUUUGUAUGUAUCUUUGUUUAAUAGUUGAAAUUUGUUUUCUAUUGACGUGAGAUUAUCAGAUUAAGCAGUUUCGGGUUCCGUGAUUGAUGUUACACGGACAGUCUAUGGCCGUGGCCCUUAGAUGUAGGCAGUACCAAGCUGACGACGGCCCGUCUCGUAUUCUGAGGAAUGAAGAAUUUUCAAACUGCGACAAAAAUGGCAAGUGAGGCUGUAUUGAAGUAUUUAGAAGACACGAAUCGUCCAUAUUCGUGCGCUGAUGUGACAGUUAAUUUACGUGGAGCGUACACCAAGACCGCUGUACAAAAAGCGUUGGAUGGACUUGCUGAAUCGGGUAAAAUCAAAUGCAAAUUGUACGGAAAACAAAAGGUUUACGUUGCUUUACAACGCGAUGUGGCAACUGGAGAUUGCGAAAUAGAAGAUUUCGAUGCGCAAUUAAAACGUUUGGUAGAAGAUUUAGAGGAAAAAACGAAAUCUUUGAAAACAGCUGAAACUAAUUUAAAAAAUCUAACGUCUACUCCUACCACCGAUUACGCAAAGAAAAGUAUCACAGAAAUUUCUAGAAACAUUGAUGCUAUGGGCAAGAAGCUGGAAGCCCUAAAGUCCUCCACGGAGGUCAUCAGUGCCGAUGAAAAGAAAACGAUAUUGAAUGAGCAUGAAAAACAAUUGAAAGAAUACAGAAAACGCAAAAGGAUCUGCAACGACAUGCUGGAAGCGGUGCUAGAAGGCUAUCCCAAACCGAAGAAGACUCUGUUGGAAGAGCUUUGCAUCGAAACCGACGAAAUGGUUGACUUCAAACCGAUGGCAGUUUCUUAAUUUUAAACAAAUAAAUUUAAAACUGUGUCUUUUUA